CGUGAUUGGUGUCUGGUCUUUCAUAACUAUUCACCCAACACCAGACAGACGAUUAAUUUUUUGUAGUUGGGUUAGCCGGUGGAUUGUUGGUGUGGUUGCGGUGUGAUUGAGGUUAAGUUUUGGUCACAAGGUUUAAUCUUAAAUUUAAAUAUUGUAGUGUGAAUUUGUAUCAGUUAUCAAGAUGACUUCGUGGUUAUUUGGGAGGAGAGCUGAACAGCCUCCAGCAGAGUUUCCUCAAUUUCCUACAACCGGAGGUGGUGAAGGUGGAGGUGGUGAAUCCGAUGAUGACCGUAAAAAGCGCAUGGAAGCCUACCGCUUUGACUCUGCAGCUCUGGAAAGGGCUGCAAAGGCAGCGAAGGAUCUUGAAAAAUCAAGGUUUGCCAAAGAGGCCUUUGACUUGACGAAGAUGCAGGAGGUGACAAGGCAGCAGGAGUAUGCGGCCAAAGUGAAAGAAUACGAGGCGCACAUAGAGCAAACCAAAGCUGACAUCAAGCGGGUGGGAGCGGAGGAGAAACGCAAGACACUGCAGGAGGAGACACGACAACAUCAGGCACGCGCACAAUACCAGGAUCAGCUGGCUCGCAAACGGUAUGAAGAUCAGCUUCUUCAGCAGCAGAGGGUAAAUGAUGAGAACCUCAGAAGACAAGAGGAGUCUGUUGCUAAACAAGAAGCCAUGCGUAAAGCCACCAUAGAGCAUGAGAUGGAUUUGAGGGCUCAGUUGGAGAUGAAGAAGCUGGAAGCAGAGCUGGCUGCGAAGGCCAAGGUGGACAGAGAAAACCAGGAUCUGACACUGGAACAGAUCAGAGUGAGAGCUGCAGAGAACAGGAUAACCGUGUUGGAGUCUAUCAAGAGUGCAGGGGCAGUAUUAGGAUCAGGUUUCUCUGCCUUGCUCACCGACUGGGACAAGGUGCUGGCAUUGGCCGGAGGUGUGUCUCUACUCGCUCUAGGUGUCUACUCGGCCAAGGGUGCCACUUCGGUCACUGCCCGAUACAUCGAGGCCAGAUUAGGCAAGCCAUCCCUGGUGCGAGACACAUCAAGGCUAUCACUAUUGGAGAGUGUUCGGAGCCCUGUUGAGACUGUCAAAAAACUGAAACCAGUAUCCGGAGAUGCUCUGUCCGGGGUUGUGCUUGCUCCUUCUCUAGAAGAGAGGCUCAGGGAUGUAGCAAUAGCUACUAGAAACACCAAGAGGAACAAGGGAAUGUACAGGAACAUCCUGAUGCAUGGUCCACCUGGUACAGGAAAGACCAUGUUUGCCAAGAAACUUGCAGCCAACUCAGGGAUGGACUACGCUAUCAUGACUGGAGGGGAUGUGGCCCCCUAUGGGGAGAAGGGGGUGACAGCCAUACACAAGGUAUUUGACUGGGCCAACAGUUCGCGCAAGGGGCUGUUGUUGUUUGUGGACGAGGCGGAUGCAUUCCUGCGCAAACGUAGUUCAGAGACCAUUAGUGAGGAUUUGCGUGCAACUCUCAAUGCCUUCCUGUACAGAACUGGCGAGCAAAGCAACAAGUGAGUACAAUGUCAGUUACAACUCUUAUAUUCUUUGUGUAUAAACACGCCAGAACAGUUUGACUGGGCUGUCAACGACAGACUGGACGAGAUGGUUGAGUUCUCUCUACCAGGACUGGAGGAGAGGGAGAGGCUGAUGAGGCUAUAUUUUGACAAGUUUGUUCUUCAGCCUGCACUUGAAGGGAAAGCGAGGCUGAAAGUGGAACAGUUUGACUAUUCUGCAUUCUGCUCCGAACUUGCACACAUAACGGAGGGCAUGUCGGGUCGUGAGAUUGCCAAGCUGGGUGUGGCGUGGCAGGCGGCCGCGUACGCCAGUGAAGAUGGGAUCCUAACAGAGAAGAUGGCAAGAGAACGCUGCCUCGAUGCUCUCAAACAACACAGACAAAAGGUGGAGUGGCAGAGUGAGCAAGAGAAGAGAGAGUCCAAGAGUAUUUCAGCAAGUUACCAGUCUGACAAGGAUGUGGUAGGACUACGGUGGAACCUGGGUGCAAAACCUGACAUUGCCUCUCCACCCACUCACCCUGGCCCUGUCGUCAAGCCGGAGUCGUAGUAUGAGG
Homalodisca vitripennis (glassy-winged sharpshooter) is the source of this 2063-nucleotide messenger RNA. It is a transcript of the gene bor, whose product is annotated as ATPase family AAA domain-containing protein 3A homolog. The record is from RefSeq and is a predicted model, not a curated record. Gene Ontology annotation, cellular component: mitochondrion. Gene Ontology annotation, molecular function: zinc ion binding; ATP hydrolysis activity; ATP binding. NCBI's taxonomy places the organism in Eukaryota, Metazoa, Arthropoda, Insecta, Hemiptera, Cicadellidae. Gene Ontology annotation, biological process: mitochondrion organization.